Molecule: messenger RNA, 6267 nt
Organism: Drosophila bipectinata
Lineage: Eukaryota; Metazoa; Arthropoda; Insecta; Diptera; Drosophilidae
Gene: Atg17
Product: autophagy-related 17
Biological process (GO): autophagosome assembly; positive regulation of protein phosphorylation; autophagy of mitochondrion
Cellular component (GO): Atg1/ULK1 kinase complex; phagophore assembly site membrane
Molecular function (GO): protein kinase binding; molecular adaptor activity
Source: RefSeq, a predicted model, not a curated record
AUUCUCACAUCGCGAGGCAUAAGCAAAGACAAAAAGUGAGAACGAAGUGCGUUAUUUCAUUUUUAUACAAUUUAAUUAAAUUAGAUACCUAAGAAAAGCCACAAUAUGCGCGAGUGAAAUUAUACUUUAUCAAAAACCCAUACGGCGCUAAUGCCAGCUUCGUGUAAAUGGCUAAAAAGUGACGCGAAAUAAAAACUGCCAGCAACAACAAGCAGCAGCAGCAACAACAACGCAAUUGUGAUAGACAAAGAAAAAUAGAUUAAGAAGGGAAGCAAACAGAAAACAGCGAAAGAGCGAAAAUAAGAGGAAUUCAAGAAACGCAAACAGGCCGAAUAAAAUGGAAAAUAUAUUUUUGCUCGAACAACAGGAACUCGAGUAAAUGGUUUUACACACUUGCACAUUUGAUACGCAACGAAAAUAGCUUUUAAAGUAAUAAGUAAUAAGCAGGCGGAAGAAGAAGCUGAACCAUCUAAAUACAAAAAAAAAAUAAUAAAUAAGAAAAUCGUGGAAGGCAAAAAGGAAAAUAAAACAAGAGUGGCGCGUUGAAAGAAAAGGAACAUAGGGGUAAAAAUAAAGAGCCAGAGGAGGGGCGCUGUUUUUGUUGUUGUUGAAGCUGGCAAAUAAAAACAUACAGCACACACACACAAUCAUACUUGGAUACAGCCCCACAGCUGAUGUAAAAUAAUUUGCAGCGCCUGUGUUCGUGCCCGUUUACAAUUGAUUAAAACCAAAACACACGAACACUGAAACAACAUUGAAAAGACCCACAUACUGGCGCACCAUUGUGAAAAUUGAUUAAAGAUUAUAAGAAUAACAUUGAAACACACAACACCCGCUAGUACAAGCACACAUACCGAUGAGGGAACACAACUGAAACGUCUGAAGCACUGCCAAACCAUAAGUGAGAAGACAGAAGCAAACCAAGGAGGAGGAGAAGGAGGAGUGGAAUCAGUAGGAGGACCCCCUCCAGGGCGCGGGAGCCAAGUUCAGGGGAAAGGCGAGUAACACCAACAGCUCCAUGAUGCUGUACGUGUUCCAUGUGGAUGUCGGCCGUAUGCUGAGCUUCGACAUGAACGUGGCCCUGCAAUCGGUGGAGAAUCUUAAGGAGACCAUACACAAGCUGCAUGGAAUCCCCGCCUCCAAUAUUGUAUUGCUGGUGAGUGGCGGCGAGAUGCUGACGCACUCCACCCAGGUUUCGUGCUACUCGGCGGGCACGGACAACAAUCCCAUCUACAUGUUCCUCACAGGCGACGAGCGAAUAGCACCGACGAUACCCAAUUCGGAUGCCGACGCGGAGCUACGCCGCCAGGUGGAGGAGAGCCAUCGAUUGCCGCCAUCGCUGGAAGCAGUACGCCUGCGAGCUCAGCUGGCGCAGCAAAUGAGCGAACUGGGGCGCAAGGAGUGGAGCUUGUGCGAGCGCCUGGUCCAUGAGCAGCACCUCCAGCAACAGGGCUGGUUCGCUGUGGUGGCCAACAUGGAGGAUCUGACGAACGAGUUCAAGGAGCGCUUCCACAACUUCUGCUUGGCCUUCGACCGGCAUUUGCAGAAGCGGGACAGCUACCUGGAACUGUUGCGGAAUUUCGCCGAAGAUCUCAAACAGCUGGCCAAGAUUCCCAUACUUCCGGCGCUGAUGUCCUUGGCCGAGGCCGAUUUCCAUGGCUUCGAUGAGCUGCUGGACAAUGACGAUGUCUUUGCCACCCAGCAGCAGCCGCAACAGUCGCUUUCCGAGUCCUCGCAGGCCGAUUCCCCCAACAAGAAGCUCAAGAUGGGCGACGAGGACACGCAGGAGACGUCUUCAGCAGAUCAGCAAGAACGCGUCUCCCAAACCUCAACCAGCAGCACAUCGCUGGCCCGGCGGCACAACCUCAAUCUGCUGCAAUGGAUCAGCUCGAAGGGCAACCACGGCGCCCUGCAGCUCAUGUCGGAUGAGUGCAUCCAGGGGCUGGAUACAUUCAAUGCCGAGAUCUACGAGAAGCUGAAGGAGGAGGUCAAGCACAUAAUUAAGCUGGCGAACCAGGGCGAUGUGAAGGAGAUCAAGGGCUUGGGCGACCGGCUGUGCAAACUGGAGGAGUUUAAGAAACGCAUCUCGGAUAUGGUUAAGGAGCAGAAGGAGCAGGCACUCGCUUUGCUGCACAACGAUGCGCGGGCCCAGAAUGUCCGCGACAACUCCGUCCUGCCCGAUCUCUGUCUGUCGCACCGCUCGCAGAUCCAGGCUAUGUUGGACAACCACAUCAAGAUCCGCGAGCUGUGUCGCUGCAUCGCCAACUCCAAGGAGGAGCUGGGCAGGAAUCUCCAUGCGCGGCUGCGGAGGAUAGUCUGGGUUGAAAACGGGAUGAGCGAGUUCGACAACCGGCUGCUGUUCAACCAUCGUUGCUUGAAGCGUGCCGAGCGGCACAUCUGCAUCAUCGAACAGAUCCACCGAGCUCCGAGCAUAUACGUGGACGCUGUGGCAGAGGUGGUCCGCCGGAAGAUCUUCUCCGAUGAGUUCCGCCAGUGGGCCACGCGGCUCUCCAUCGACUUUGACCGGAUCCACACCGAGGAGCUGAGGAGGAGGAGAGAGUUCAAUGAACGAUUCGAGGGCCAUUUCCUUAAGAUUUUGUUUCCGGGCAUGGGGGACAUGCCGCCCGCCUUUGCGAACGAGCAUCCUCUCAGUUUCGACACCGGCCUGCCGCCGCUGAGUCCCUCGGACAUGGAGCUGCUCUCCUCGCAGUUGCCCGAAAUGGCUGCCCAGCUGCAGCUGCCCGACAUGCAGUCUGUGAUAGACUUCUUCGUCCUCCGAGAACGGAAUCCGGACUCAGAACAGCUUCCGGAACAGGACCAGGACGCCCCGCUGUUAGCACCUCGCUUGGCUGAGCUGCAGGCCCAGGCAGCUGCCUCGGAUUGCGAAACGGACACGGAAACAGAGUUCGAGAAGCUCAGUAGCACGUCCAGGUGCGUGGCCACCUCCAUGUCCGGCAGUCUGGUGGAGCAAGUGGCCCGCAGUACGGCCACGGACCAGCUGCUGAUGCUCAGUGCUGGCACCUUGACGGAGGAGAACGGGGGCAGUAUGCAGAGGAUGCGUGGCGCCAUGGAGGACAUGUCCAAGCUGGCGAAAGCUUGUCUGAAGGAAGCUCGCUACAAUCUGGGAGUGUUUCGAAGCGAUGCGGCCAACUACCAGGACGAGCUUCAGUCUGAACUGCAUCAUCUGCAGGACAAGUGGAACGUCUUGAGAAUGCAGUGCGAGGAGCGCGAGCUGCGAGCCCAGGAGCAGUUGGACGAGCUGCGGUUGAAGCUGGAGUUGGCGGAACAGGAGAAGCAGACGGCUGUGGCCCAGGCCCGGGAGCAGCUCAUUCACGAGCACAAAACGGAGCUGGAGUCGCUGCGCUGCCGGUUCAAGCUGAUGACUUCCAUGGAGCGUUCGCCCUCGGACACCAGCCUGGAGAAGAUUGAGCGGCCGACGAGCAGCGCUAGUGUGGUUAGCGCCAGUGUGGAUGUGGACCAUCUGCUGGCUCAGCAGCGCCAGGAGCUACUCGCCCAAAGGGAUCGCGAAAUCAUCGAGGCCGUAGAGUCGGAACGGUCUUUGUGGCAGUCGCGCCUUAACUCUGAUUCUGUGAUGGCCAACGUGGGCAUUCUGAAGGAGAUGCUGGCGGAUAAGGAGAAACAGCUGGACCAACUGCGCGACCAGAACAAGAUCCUCACCCAGGAGUCGUUCCAGUUGAAGACGCGCCUGGAGAUGAUCACCAACGAGGACGGCAACAGCUGGCUCAAGGAGAAGAUCGACUAUCUCAACAGGGACAAGAGUCGUUUGGAGGAGGAGCUUAGCCAGGAGAAGAGUCGUCGCAUCGAAAUGGAAACUAGUGUCGCGGCCAUGAGGAGCUCUGCUUACGAUCUGAACAUGGGCAGCACCAUGACCCGCUCCAGGUCCAGCGGUAUCUCCAACCAUCGGGUCAUCGCCUUGGAGGGAUGUUCUCGUGGCGAUUUGGUCUUUGUGGUGUGGAGCAUGCGGCACGGGCAGUUCAUGGUGGUUCAGGACUCGCUUACCCUGUACUUCGUGCAUGCUGAUAGUUUGGCGGCCCUGCAGCUGACCCCUCCGGUCACUUCCCUUCCGGCGAUAGCAGGACCUGCUGACUCCUCGCUACCCCUGGCGGAGAUCAAUCAAAUUCCGCUGCCCUACUACGCUAUUGGACGGGUCAUUGACAAGGAGUACUGCCAGGCACGAAAGGAUGACAAUCGCUAUCGGGUCAGCAGGGGCUCGAAGUUCUAUCGCAUCAAGUUGGCGCCAUUGCCCUCUCGAAAUACAUCGCGGCGGGAGCGCUUAGAGUCCAGCUCAUCCGCCGCCACAGCCAUUGCGUCGCCCAGAGAUAUUGUCGAUGCGCCCAGCACCACCGGCAGUGUCUACCAGAGCUUUAAGCAGCGCACGGUGAGCAUUACCAGCGUGAACGAGGAGGAUGACGAGUCGGCUUCGCUGCUCAGCGAACGUUGUCGCUACAUCAGCGUCAGCGAGGAGGAUGAGUUGCGUGCUGCUGGCGGUACAGCAACACCAACAGCAACGGCAGCAGAAAGUGCGACAGUAACAACCACAACCACAGCGGUUGCCUCAGAUCCAGCAGCGACACCCUCGCCAGCAGUGAUGGCAGCAACUCAAGCACAGUCUGUGAUAACAGAGCAGCCAACGGCAUCGAGCAAACUUAAAUUGGAUCUACUGUUGGCCUCUGCUGAUAUAAUAACACAACCUAUAACACAACAACAACAACAACAAACAUUGGAACAGGAACCACGCGACGAGUUGAAGAGUCUAGAGCCUGUGGCUGAAGAAAAUCCGAACCCCAUUGAAACAACUCCAACCGAGCUGGAUUCACAAUUGGAACCCAUCACCAUCUAUGUGCCCCAGAACCCCCUAGAAAUACCAGCAAUAACUAGUAGUGCUAGCAUCCUAGCCAGCUUGGAUGCGGAUCCAAUUAUAAGCACAGCCGAAAUGCUACCAAUGUCGAUUGGUGCGGCCGCCAUAAGCGAGGACUCUGACGAGUACAGAUCGUUGGAGGGCAAGGAUGACGGCGAUGCCGAUAACGAUGAUUUUCCCAUUUCCGAAUAGGAGUAACAUAUAACCACUUAUAUACAUAUAUGGAGUGUGUAUCUAGGCUAAAACUUUUACUCUAUGUAGGAACCAAAACACAGCAACAGCAAAAGCAACAACAACCGAGUCCCUAAAAAACUAAAAACUAAAAAUAAGCCACAGGACCCCCACACGCAAAACAACACCACUUACUAACAAGAACAUCAAAGAAAUGUGAAAAUUGAUAUACUUAAAUAAUUUAAAGUUUACCAAGUGCAGAAUAUAUAUAUUCAAAAUGAAACUGAGAAUGUUCUAAUGUAUGUAGUCUAUGUCUACAUAUUCGUAUAAUCUUAACAAAUUUGAGAAAGGGCUGUAUUAAACCCAUUAAACACCAGACACCAGGACACCCACAACACCACCACAGACACAACAAAACAAGCUACAUUUUUUUUUGAAACAUUUUUAUUUAAAAUAAAAAUAAUGUACUUUAACAAAUUUACCCUAUAGAUAAAACAUUUAACAUUAACAUUGGUAGUUUUCGGUUUAAAGUUUAUCAUUUGAUUCAUUUAGUGCCAAGAAAUUAGUUUCCAAGUCACAUUAGUUUCGUAGCGAGUAAAAUUGAAAAAGGAGGAAAGCAAAAUUAUAUUUUUUAUAGGAAUUUUAUAAAAAAAAGACUAGAACACAAGGAGUUAGCACACACACACACAUACGACACACACAAAAAAAAACACCCACCCACCCACACUCUAUAAAGGGCUCAGCCUGCAAGAAACACAGUUUUAUGCUCAGCUUAAACCACUCUCUUCCCCCGGCCACCACCCGCCCAAAGUCAAACCCUAUCUAUCUUAUCUCUCCGCCUCUCUAUAUCUAAGAUAUUUUGAUUUUUUUCGACUUUUGUGUAAAUAAAUAAGUACGGAAAUCGACGAAUAGUUAUUUAUGCCUUUAUUCAUAAACCAAGGAAACAACAAACACACGAUGAAUGAUGAAUGAAAAUUACAACAAACAAAAUAGAUAUAAAGAAACAUUUAAUGAUUUGUGCGUUACCGAGCGAUACUUUUUGAACGCUGUGUAAAUAGAAUAACAAAUAUUAUUUAAAUAUACUUUAAAAUUAUAAAAAAAAUGAAGGAAACGUAUAAACGAAGGUGUAACAAAAGCGGAUCGCUAAAUUGUCAAGCUUACAAAAAAAAAAGUGUAAAAUCAAAAAUCAAAUAAAAAUGGUAAACAUUUCAAAACUA